AUGUCGCUGCCUAAAACCUUUCUGGUUUUCAUAUUCCUGAGAUUAGUUUCGCCUAAUCCUGAUACAAUCAUCAACCAAUUAUCAAUGGCGCUGAAUAUAAAAACCCAAAUUUACUUUGGCUAUACUAUGGAAUCUUUUGAAGGACUAAAUUUAGUUACCUCUCAACCGAAAUUAUUAAUUUUCCACAACAUUAGUGAAGAGUUUAAAAACCAAUUCGACGAACCAGUGCUUGUUAUAAUAAAUCUCGAAAACGAUUUGGACUUUAAUCUCAGGACAGUGGAGGUGCUGAGGUCCUAUCUCACAGAUCGACAAUACAAUGAUAUAGUGCUCAUAGAUAAAGAUACACAAGCUAAAAAAAGUUAUAUGGAAAUUGGUAAAGCUUACUGGGAUGCAGGGUUUCCCUACGUGGUAAUUUAUAAUUCAAAAGAAGAACUUUUAUCAAUAAAACCCUAUCCUUAUUUGGAGAUUAGGCCUACAAAUUUAACACACUACGUGAAGAGCAGAAACAACCAUAAUUUAAUGGGUUAUCCCAUGCGUGUUUUAGUUAGCAACGAUCCACCUCAUUGCUUUGCUGAUGAAAAGGAACCACAGAAUUCCCCAAAUCGGUACAAAGGUAGCAUAAUAACCAUUUUAAAAAUAUUUGCCGAUCACCUGAAUGCGACUUUUCAAGCGGUUCCCUUUCCUGAACUUCAACGCUAUUCUACCAACGAAUGUUUGCAGAUAAUAAGUGAUAAUAUAACCGAUGCAUGUGGGAGUAUUUUUAUAAAAACCUUCAAAUAUGCUACCAGUCAGCCAGUUCGCAUGAAUCGUGUGGCUUUAAUGGCCCCAUUUGGCAAUCCCAUUGACAAGUUCUACUAUUUUUUCAGACCCUUUGACCUUUACAUUUGGAUCGGCAUUGGCUUAAUAGUGGUCUAUAUAUCGGUAAUGGGUUCUUUGCUCCAUCGCUGGCACUUCAAGGAGUGGAAUAUGGGUCAAUAUAUCCUGCUGGCCAUACAAACUCUGUUGAACCGGGAACUAUCUUUGCCGCAGUGUUCAAGUGGCUCUAAAUGCAUGCUCCUGCUGUUGCUUUUCGCCAUUGGGUUUAUUUUAUCCAAUUUCUAUGUGUCCCUGCUCUCCAUGAUGUUGACCACCAAACUCUACCAGAGACCCAUUGAAAACUUGGCUGACUUGAAAGCAGCCAAUGUGAAUAUACUGCUGCAAACGCAUGAUAUCAAACCGAGUUCCGUUUAUGGAAGUUCAGAGGAGUUAAGGGAGAGAUUUCUUCUGGUCGAAGAAUCCCUGCAAAAGGAGAGAAAGGAAGGCUUGGAUCCACACUACGCCUAUGCGGAUUCGGAAGACAGAAUGGAUUUUUACCUAUACCAACAGAAAUUCUUGCGAAGGCGCAGGAUGAAGAAGCUACCAAAUCCCGUGGGUUACACUUGGGCCGUUCAGGUCAUCAAACAAAACUGGGUAUUGGAAAAGAACUACAAUUACCAUGUCCAGCGUUUAUUCGAGACUGGCUGGCAGAAUAAACUGGCGGAGGAUGUCCACGAACUGGCCGUUCGAGCUGGCUUCCUGCACUUCUUUCCCACCCAAACGGAAACUAUCGAACCACUGCGACUCGAGGAUAUUGUGAUGGCUGCCAUGGUCUUGGGCGGCGGACACGCCCUCGCCGGAAUCUGCUUCCUGGGCGAGUUGCUCGCCUAA
Molecule: messenger RNA, 1686 nt
Organism: Drosophila rhopaloa
Lineage: Eukaryota; Metazoa; Arthropoda; Insecta; Diptera; Drosophilidae
Gene: Ir48c
Source: RefSeq, a predicted model, not a curated record